AUGGAGAUUAUUGUAGCACCCAGAAUUCUGUUUGAGAUUUCAAGAUUAUUAAACACUGGUUUGGAUAUGGAGACCUUAUCUAUUUGUGUGCGGCUUUGUGAACAGGGGAUAAAUCCAGAAGCAUUGUCAUCUGUUAUUAAAGAACUACGUAAGGCUACAGAAGCUCUAAAGGCUGCUGAAAAUAUGACAGGCUGACAUGAGAGAAGAUUUCUUCAUGAGAUGAAUGCCAAACUGUAGAGUUAACAGAGGAUUUGAAGAUUGGCUGCUGUUCAGAAAUACAAAAUGAAGUUAGUGUGUGUGAAGGUUUCAGAAUGCUUCUGUAAUCUUGAAAAGGAUGAUAUACAGAAUAGCUUUAUUGUAAAGUUUAAUAAGAUAAACCCACCAGUAGUCUCAUUACUCUUUAUUACUUGGUUUUUUUAGUGAACCAUGUGUGAAUAUAAAGCUAUUUUUUCUUCUACAUGCAAUAUUUUUUAAACCAUGAAAAAUACUGCACACUCACUGAACUUACUGGUGUGUAACCACUAGCAUAGUUAUAAUUAACAUGGCUUGUUAAUGCAUCCUUCAGAAGUGCUAAUAUAUCCCGUUUUUAUCUUUUGGCAUUGAUGUGAAACUGCAUGUACAAUUUUAACUUUUCUUUACGGACAAGAUAGGAAUGAGGGCUCUCCUGACUUGAUUUUUAAUUAGUGUGGGAAAUUAAUGUAAUGACUGAAGUCUCCAUUUGAAAGUAAGAAAUAAAGCACUUUUGAUAAUGAAGAUAAUGAAUUGUCCUUUUAAUUGUGAAUUAAAACAUUGAAAAGUGUUUUUAACAUGGAUCGGAAAGGAGCUUCAAUAAAUGCUGAAAUGUAUGUAAAUUUGAA
Struthio camelus australis is the source of this 857-nucleotide messenger RNA. NCBI's taxonomy places the organism in Eukaryota, Metazoa, Chordata, Aves, Struthioniformes, Struthionidae. The record is from RefSeq and is a predicted model, not a curated record.